GGCGGGUAGGCUUUGGAGAAGGGCCGAGGCCGGUGUCGUCAUGGCGAGGGGCCGGGCGGUGAGCAACUGGAAACUCAUCUGCGCUCUGGCCAGGACAGAGGCCAUUCUCUCCCUGACUGCUGUGACUUGCAGGCUCUCCGGGGCCCUGAGGACCUGAAAGGUCCACUCGCAGGUGUACUAAAAGCCCCCACUUUUCCCCAUGGACGCCCAGAACGCCAGCCCAGCCGACCCCAAUCUCAGCGGAAUGAGCUUCUCGCUCACGUUCUCGGAGCUGGUCAACAUCGCCCUCCCGCAGUGCGGGGUGCUGAACUUCAAGGCCCUGCACCUCCUGCUGCAGGGUAUCCUGGAGCACAUCCACAUGGCUGAACUCAAGAAGGUCCUCCCGGGGGACGAGGACUUCCUCCAGACCCCACAGGCCGCGUCCACGCCCCGGGAGGGAGACGUCCAGCCCAUCCUCAACCCCAUGAAGAGGCUCUGCAGCGUUUUCGACCAGGUGGUGAGCCGCGUGGACAGGAUGGAGAGCCAGCUGGCCCUGCUGCAGGAUCUGCCCUCCACCUCCCAGCUGCUGGAGGGCAGCAAGGGCACCGGCCAGCCCGCCCAGGACCUGUGGCAACAGAUAAAGCUCCGCAAGAUGGUGGAGGGCAAUGAGGAAGCCGUGGCCAAGUCCAUGAAGACCCUGCAGGAUUUGCUCACUGAUAUUUAUGCACUCAAGGUCACCAUCGAAACCCUUAAGAAGGAUGUGGCCAUGCUGAAGGUCAUCGUUGGCAAGAUACGUCCUGAAAGAAUAGACACUUUCUCUGAAGAUUUGAAAGGGCAGAACCGGAAGAUGAGUGUGCUGCAGGAGGAAGUGAUUUCCCUGCAGAGCAGGAUCGUCACCAUCCCCAAGCCUGAGGACGUGGUGCUCUGGAGCAGCCUCCACGAGGCCAUGUUCACCCCGGGAACAGCUCCCCCGAUGGUGGAUGAUGCCGACCUGUGGCGGAUUGCGGGACACGUCCCAGAAAUGGACCUCCGGACACCCGAGCGCUACAAGGCAGCGAGUCCCAGCCGGGUCUCUGAGGCCAUCCGGCACCCCCGGCUCCUGGAGAGCGUCUGGCAUUACCAGGUCCCGGGGCAGCUACCGGAGGAAGAGUCUCCCCAAGAAGUUCCACUCAGCAAGGCCCAGGAGCGGGAGCAGCCCCAGACGCUCGAGCCUGGGCCCAGGCCUGGACCUGGGCCUGCACCAGGUCCUCAGCCCACACCAGCAGGAUCCUGGCCUGUACCACCACGUGACUGGCCUCCUCCCAGAGACUUGAUGGGGACCAGCACUGGGCCUUUCUGGGGCUUAGGUUACUUCCAGCCUGGCCUGGGCCCGCCAGGCUCCCUGCCUGCCCAGCUCUGGGGCUCUGGGGCCCCACCCCCAGCCGUGGAGCUGGGUUCUGCUUGGCCUCGCUCACUGUGGUCACGGUAUCGCCAGGCAGAGACUCCCAGGCUCUCGUCUGUCUCAGAAAAGACGGAAGAGCGUGACUCUGCGGAAGUAGGUGUCCCUCAGGACAGAGCCCCGAGGGAUGGGACCCCCAAGGAGGCCCUCUCUGAGGGACCCCAGUCUGACCUUCAGCGGCUCAAAUCCAGUGCUGCUGCUGCGGCUGCCGCGGCCGCCACCUAUGCAGCUGCAGCGACAUCAGCAGCCCGGGCAGCUAAGGCUGCUGCCAGGCUGGUCAGGGACACCCCUGCCACCAAAUUGCCCACCAUAGCAACAGCCACGGCCACAUCUGGGCCCUCAGGGGUCCCGGGAGACAUCCAGGGCACAGGGUCCCCCCGCGGGGCCUCCAGCUCUGUGGCCUUCACCGAUGACGGUGAGCCGGAACACCUGCGAGAGAUGGACUACGAGGAAAUCCUCUCCCCUUCGUUGUCUCCGCCCGGCAUGGCCCUGUCCCAGGCCAUGCUGGCUGCCAAACAGGCCACAACCCCUGAAGACAAGAAGAAGGCCGUCAGGUCCUCCAUGAACCACAUGGCCUGGAUGCCCGUUAGACACGACUCCCUGAAAGGAGAGCUUGCUCAGCUGUCAGCCAGCCUAGAGCAGCGCAUGACUUACCUAGCUAAUAUGGGAGCCUCUUCCAAGCUUGGGACAACAGUAGACGUACUGCAGGAGAAGAUUGGCAUCCUCCAGAAAUCCAGGAUGAGGGAGGAAGAACUUGAGAGGAUUUGGGGCCACCAAAUUGAGAUGAUCAAGGACCACCACGUGGUGCUGGACAGGGCAGUGGACAAGCUCCAGACCCGCUUGGAUGAGUUAAAGGUCAUCCAUUCUCAAAUUAAAAACCUAGAAAUAUACAAGGCAGAUAAAACUGUGAUGGAGCAGGAGCUAAAAGAGAAAGCUGACAGGAGCACCCUGGCAAGCAAGGCGAGCCGGGCUGACCUGGACACGAUGUCGAUGGAGCUGAACGAGAUGAUUCAGGGGAUGCUGUUCCGGGUCAUGGCCAACGAGGAUGACUGGAAGAAGGCUGUGGCUCAGCUGGGCAAGGACCUACGCACCAAAGAAGCUGUUCGAGCGGGUGAAAUGCAUCUCCUGCGACCGGCCCGUGGAGAUGAUGACCGCCCCGCCACUUGUCACCGUCCGCAAUGCCCACCUGCUGUCGCGGCUGCGGCCGGCCAGCGCCAACAGCUACGAGUACCUGCAGCGGCAACAGAUGAGCAGGCCCCAGGCCCGCCCAGCUGCAUCGUCCCGACUCCAGCUGGAAGAAACGCCAGUCUUCCCUCCCUCCUGGCUCCUCUGAGAGGAGGGGUCUCCAGGUGGCUGCUGACCCCACUGCUUCUCCCCAGGGAACAGCAGCGGCUGCAGAAGCUGCAGAGCCUUGGAGCCCAGGAGAGGAGUCUGGACUUGCUGGGCUCCCAGCAGGACUGGGGUGAUAGCCCCAGAAACGAUGCCAAUCUGAAGUUCAAGUCAUGCAACCUGUCGACGCUCUACCCCUACGGGGACCCCGAGUUGUUGAACUAUGACACCGCCGAGGUGGACAUCCUGGGAGUGGAUGGGAUCCUGUACAAGGGUCGAAUGAGCAACAAAGACCGGCCGCGGCUAGCGACUGGGGCCGAGAAGGAGCUGGCAGCCGUGAAAGCUCCACGUCCCCCGGCUCAAAACCCGAGCGAGGGUGUGCGCCCGGGAGACUUGCUCGGAGCCGUCUACCCCUGUGAGUACCUGUUCCCACCUCCCGGGGAGUCUGGCGGGUAUCUGGUGAGCCCCAGCCUGGCUCUCUCCUGCCCCACCUCCUCCAUCUCUCACCUGCUCUGCCCGGGCCUGGGCUGGACCAGGUCCCUUGAGGGGCCCCCACCCAGCACUCGGCACCCAGCGCCCUGGCCAGGGCGUCCAGGCAUCCUGGGAUCUAGCUUCACCCUUCAGCCAGUGCACCCUUCGGCUGGACCAGGCACCUGUCCCCAGGUGUCUAGCCGGCUGCAGGGGUGGGACAUGGGGGCCCCGUUCAUUCCCUUGGGUGUCUGUGCUGGGGACCCAUGAGCCAGGUUUGGGAUAAGUGAGCCCCGCCUCCCUGGCUUGACAUCACCGUGCGCCAGGCAUCCGCGAGUGCGUUCCAGCACACAAGGCACCUCCUCCCCUCUUAUCUCGCCCAGUCCUUGCCCUGCUUGCCCAUUUUAAAGCAAGGAGGGAGUUCCCUGGGGGCCUAGCAGUUAAGGAUUUGGCAUUGUCACUGCUGCAGUGCAGGUUCCAUCCCUGGCCCAGGAACUUCUGCAUGCCAUGGGCUGAGGCACAGCGACUUGGAGCUGGGGAGUCAGAGCUGGGCUGGAGCCGAGGUCCUGGACCCCAAACCAAACCCUGCGUCCUCUCGGGUCCCUGUGUUAGGCCCCACCUCUCUGGUUUCACUUCUCCUGGGCAGACACCACCACCUCCCCCCACAGCCAAGGUGUAAGUGCAGGGAGCCUGGGACUGGAGAUGGAGCACCUCCAGGCUUGGGGUGACCCUGGGGAGCCAGCCUCCCUCCCUAUUGUUUUUUUUUUUUUUUGU
Phacochoerus africanus (Common warthog) is the source of this 3988-nucleotide messenger RNA. It is a transcript of the gene C5H16orf96, whose product is annotated as chromosome 5 C16orf96 homolog. Lineage: Eukaryota; Metazoa; Chordata; Mammalia; Artiodactyla; Suidae. The transcript has 15 exons. The record is from RefSeq and is a predicted model, not a curated record. The coding region runs from base 200 to 3484 and encodes 1094 amino acids.